UGUACGCCUCCACGAAUCUCCAGGACCUUAUCGAUGGGAAGGAACCUGUCGUAUAUCGCCAACGAGAAGCGUCACAUAGAGUUGAUAGAGCUGGAGAACGAUGGGAAGGGGCUGGGCUUCGGCAUUGUAGGGGGUCGAUCCUCUGGAGUCCUGGUCAAAACCAUCCUACCAAGUGGCCCUGCUGGACUGGACAAGCGUCUGCGUAGCGGAGACCACAUCCUGCGUAUCGGGGACACGGACCUGGCGGGCAUGGGCAACGAGGAAGUGGCUCACGUUCUCCGCAACGCAGGGACAAGGGUCAAACUGCUGAUUGCUAGGGACGUCGCGGUCUCCACGGGAACCAACGACCUCUCCCUCUCCUCGCCCCCGCUCCCUCUCCUCGCCCAGCAACAACAGAGGGUGGCCAGGAUGGGCAAACAGCUGUGUGAUGUGGAGGAGGACUCUGAGUACAGUGUCCAGUUCAGCAAGAACAACAGGGGCCUGGGAUUCACUGUCACCAGCUCCAUAGGGAGCAACUCUGGGGUGCAGGUGAAGAGCAUUGUGAAGGGCAGCUCUGUGGACCAAGCCAGUCAGAUACACAUCGGAGACAAGAUCUUAGCUGUGGAUGGUGUCAGCCUGCAGGGCUGCAGUGAGCAGAGAGCCCUGGAGGUCCUCAGGAAGACAGGCCAGAUAGUCAGACUGAGGCUGAUGAGGAGGGCCUCUAGGAUGGGUAAAACCAUGAAGUUGCCCCCUCCACACCUGGAGCCCUACGUCGUCACCCGUACAGAGACAGGGGAACUUGACAAGACAGACCAGACUGGUGUCAUCAACAGAGGAAAACAAAUGUCUCUGCGUGAGAUGUCCAGAAGAGCCAGUAUGAUGUACUCUGAACAACGACUAGACGCCAGAACCGGAGUGAAGCUGACGGUAGCAGAGGAAGAGGAGUUGAAGAACAGAUGGCAGGCUGCUCUGGGACCCAGAUAUCAAGUGGUUGUGUGUCAGCUGGAGAGGUUCAGUGAGACCAGUGGUCUUGGCAUCAGCACGGAGGCCAGGGCAGGACACCACUACCUGUGCUCCGUCUUACCUGAGGGGCCCGUCGGACAGAGCAGGAAGAUACACCCUGGAGACCAGAUACUGGAGGCGAAUGGUAUCCCUCUGAUAGGAGAGACUCACAGAGAGGUGAUCAGCGUUCUGAGAGAGCUGCCUCUGUGUGUCUGUAUGGUGUGCUGCCGCGUCGUGCACCCACAGCUACGGGACAGUGACCACGACGAUGAUGAUGAUGAAGAUGUACAGCUCCCCCUCAAAGAGCUACUGGCUGAGUUCAACGGCAAGUCUCAGUAUGACCAGCCCUGCUGUCUACUUCCUGGUUCUAACAACAUGGAUUGUGGGAGUCGUGGUUUUAAUAAGCCUGUGUCUCCUCCUCUGGCCAUGUGGGAGAGAGACAGUCAGGUGAUAGAGCUGGUGAAGGGAGAGGAAGGCCUGGGAUUCAGCAUCCUAGACUACCAGGACCCAGAGGACGACUCCAAGACUGUCCUGGUGAUCCGCUCCCUGGUCCCCGGUGGCGUGGCCGACUCAGACGGACGCCUGCUGCCCGGUGACCGGCUCAUGUCCGUCAACGACGUGGACCUGGUCCGGUCGACGCUGGGGCGCGCCGUGCACGUCCUCAAAACCACCGGCUACGGGGUCGUGCGCAUCGGCGUCGCCAAGCCACUGCCGAUCGAGUGUUGUGUCCUGGAGUCCAUCCCAGAGUCGUCGAGGUCGUCGAGAGACGAGACCCAGUCGUUAUCGAGAGAUGAGAAGGAUACUCUCCACUCAGCUGGGAUGCUAGCCUCCUCCACACAGCAGGCGCAUGCUAACAGCUACGGCUCACAGCAGAGGAACAGCCAACCGUGCUCCACACUGAAGGACGAGAAAUCUCCGCGUCAUUGUUCCAGCGGCAACAUGGAGGACGGCGAUAAGCUCCUGGCCCCGCCCCCUUCUUUCGGCAGCCAUUUUGAGAGGACAAUCGCUGUUGUCAGGGGCAACCGUAGCCUUGGCCUGACAGUGAGUGCUAUGAAGGACGGCUCAGGGAUGUUGAUCCGGUCAGUGGUCCGUGGAGGGUCUGUCUGUCAGGACGGGCGGCUGGGCGUCGGGGACACUAUCCUGGCUGUUAACGGAGAACCCACCACCAACCUGACCAACGCUAUGUGCAGAGCCAUGCUGAGGAGACACUCUGUUACAGGUUCAAAUAUGAGUGUGACAUUCAUCCCUUCGUUUCUGGUAGAGGAGCACCGUGCGUCCAUGGCCCAGCAGCCUCUGUCAUCCAUCAUGGUGGACGGCCCCUCACCCUGCCCCCUGACACCCUCCCCUACCCCCUGGAGGUCCAACCCCUACCCCUACCCCCCCUGGAGGUCCAGCCCCUUCCCCUACCCCCUGGAGGUCCAGCCCCUUCCCCUACCCCCCCUGGAGGUCCAGCCCCUUCCCCUACCCCUCCUGGAGGUCCAGCCCCUUCCCCUACCCCCCCUGGAGGUCCAGCCCCUUCCCCUACCCCUCCUGGAGCCCCAGAUACAGCCUCAACAGUCCCAACUCCAGGUCCAGCUACAGCCCCAAGGCCUCAAGGCCCUUAUCUACCCAGACCUCCCUAACCUCAACCCUUACCCCAGCUCUAGCCUCAACCCUUACCCCAGCUCUAGCCUCAACCCUUACCCCAGCUCUAGCCUCAUUCCUUACCCCAGCUCUAGCCGCAACCCUUACCCCAGCUCUAGCCUCAACCCUUACCCCAGCUCUAGCAUCAACCCUUACCCCAGCUCUAACCUCAACCCUUACCCCAGCUCUAGCCUCAACCCUUACCCCAGCUCUAGCCUCAACCCUUACCCCAGCUCUAGCCUCAUUCCUUACCCCAGCUCUAGCCUCAACCCUUACCCCAGCUCUAGCAUCAACCCUUACCCCAGCUCUAGCCUCAACCCUUACCCCAGCUCUAGCCUCAACCCUUACCCCAGCUCUAGCCUCAACCCUUACCCCAGCUCUAGCCUCAACCCUUACCCCAGCUCUAGCCUCAACCCUUACCCCAGCUCUAGCCUCAUUCCUUACCCCAGCUCUAGCCGCAACCCUUACCCCAGCUCUAGCCUCAACCCUUACCCCAGCUCUAGCAUCAACCCUUACCCCAGCUCUAGCCUCAACCCUUACCCCAGCUCUAGCCUCAACCCUUACCCCAGCUCUAGCCUCAACCCUUACCCCAGCUCUAGCCUCAACCCUUACCCCAGCUCUAGCCUCAACCCUUACCCCAGCUCUAGCCUCAACCCUUACCCCAGCUCUAGCCUCAACCCUUACCCCAGCUCUAGCCUCAUUCCUUACCCCAGCUCUAGCCUCAACCCUUACCCCAGCUCUAGCCUCUCAACCCUUACCCCAGCUCUAGCAUCAACCCCAGCUUACCCCAGCUCUAGCCUCAACCCUUACCCCAGCUCUAGCCUCAACCCUUACCCCAGCUCUAGCCUCAACCCUUACCCCAGCUCUAGCCUCAACCCUUACCCCAGCUCUAGCCUCAACCCUUACCCCAGCUCUAGCCUCAACCCUUACCCCAGCUCUAGCCUCAACCCUUACCCCAGCUCUAGCCUCAACCCUUACCCCAGCUCUAGCCUCAACCCUUACCCCAGCUCUAGCCUCAACCCUUACCCCAGCUCUAGCCUCAACCCUUACCCCAGCUCUAGCCUCAACCCUUACCCCAGCUCUAACCUCAACCCUUACCCCAGCUCUAACCUCAACCCUUACCUCAGCUCUAACCUCAACCCUUACCUCAGCUCUAACCUCAACCCUUACCCCAGCUCUUACCUCAACCCUUACCUCAGCUCUAACCUCAACCCUUACCCCAGCUCUAGCCUCAACCCUUACCCCAGCUCUAGCCUCAACCCUUACACCAGCUCUAACCUCAACCCUUACCCCAGAUCUAGCCUCAACCCUUACCUCAACCCUUACCUCAGCUCUAGCCUCAACCUAAUCCCUAAACCCCCACCCUCACCCGUACCAAUGAAGGAGAGGAGAGGUUUGGAUGGAGUGAGAGAGGAGGAGAAGAAAGUGGAGAGGAAGCGAGAGGAGGAGGAGGAGGAGGAGGAGGUGAGAGAGGAAGAAGAGAGAGAGGAUGAGAUGUUGGUUUAUCCUACUAACCUCAGUUGGGCUCAACCUAGAAGGGUCAAGUUGAUGCGUUCUUCAGGCCAGUCUCUGGGCAUCAGUAUCAUGGGAGGGAGAGGGAUGGGCAGCAGGCUGAGCAGUGGAGAGGUGAUGAGAGGAGUGUUCAUUAAACACAUCACACCAGACAGCCCUGCUGGACACAACGGCACCCUGAAGACUGGAGACAGGAUACUGGAGGUAGGAGGCAUGGAUCUGAGAGAUGCCAGCCAUGAGCAGGCAGUGGAGGCCAUCCGUAGUGCUGGAGACCCUGUUGUCUUCCUGGUACAGACUGGACAACACACAUCACAGUCCUCUCCUGUGCUCUCCAACCAUGAGAGACAAGCCUCAGCAUCACACAGGGACUCACCGAACAACAGGAUGCCAGAGAGUCACAGUGGUCUGUUCCUUCGUCUCUCCCCCGCCAACCCCUUCACCCCUACUCCCUUUAAGCCGACAGCCAAUAGGACAGUCAGGAGAAGCUCCACAACUGUCUCUGCACCAAUCACACGGAGAGACACGGAAGACGACGGCUGGAAGAAGAUGAUGUCCAGGUAUGGGGGUCUUCCAGGUGAGCUCCAUAUGAUAGAACUGGAGAAGAGUCCCCGUGGAGUCACUAGCACCGAGGCCCCGGGACAGGGUCUGGUUCCUGGUCUGGGUCUCAGCCUGACGGAGGACAGGGAAGGUUCCAGAGCCCACCUCGGCGUCUACGUGGCCGGGGUCGACCCCCAGGGGGCGGCGGGGCGAGACGGACGGAUACGGGUGGGAGAUGAGCUACUGGAGAUCAACGGUCAGAUCCUGUAUGGUCGUAGUCACCAGAACGCUACAGCCAUCCUCAACAGGGCUCCUUCUAAAGUCCAGAUUCUCCUCACCAGGAAUAAAUCGGCUCUGGCGCAGAUGACUCAAGGACCCAUGGGUGGGGACUCCUCCUCUUCCUCCCUCCACCCCUCCAUCUCUCUCUCCUCUUCCUCCCUCCACCCCUCCAUCUCUCUCUCCUCUUCCUCCCUCCAUCCCUCCAUCCACGUCUCUUCCUCCCAUCCCCCCAUUCCUCCCCACUCCUCAGUCGGCACUGCCAGGAACGCCUCCUCCUCCUCCAGCGGGCGAUCUGAUUGGCCAACGGGCUCCGCUCUGACCCCUGACCUCCUGUGCUGUCCCAUAAUACCCGGCGUUGACAGCACCAUAGAGAUCUGUAAAGGACACUUGGGCCUGGGACUCAGCAUCGUGGGGGGGUGUGACACGCUACUGGGGGCGAUAAUAAUCCACGAGGUUAAUGAUGGAGGAGCAGCUCAGAGAGACGGGAGGCUGUGGGCUGGAGACCAGCUACUAGAGGUGAAUGGUAUAGACCUGGGCCAGGCCACCCAUGAGGAAGCUAUAGGGGUGUUGAGGCUGACCCCUCAGCGGGUGCGUCUCACGGUGUUCAGACAACAGCAGGAGUAUGGGGAAGAGGACCUGUGGGAUGUCUUCCAGCUGGAGCUCAGACUACGACCUGGACAGACCCUGGGGCUCAGCACUGUAGGGAAGAGCAACGACACCGGUGUGUUUGUGUCUGAGAUCAUUGGAGGGGGUGUGGCUGAUGGAGACGGACGGCUGUUUCAAGGAGACCAGAUCCUGUCAGUCAACAGAGAGGAUGUCAGAACAGCUACUCAGGAACACGUUACCUCACUGUUA
Messenger RNA from Oncorhynchus keta (chum salmon), 5787 nucleotides. RefSeq names its product multiple PDZ domain protein-like. NCBI's taxonomy places the organism in Eukaryota, Metazoa, Chordata, Actinopteri, Salmoniformes, Salmonidae. The record is from RefSeq and is a predicted model, not a curated record. Gene Ontology annotation, molecular function: protein binding.